AUGCUUCCUCUUGCCUCCCUGCAUCCCCCCCCUUGGCUCCUCCCCCUCGAUGAGAUCACAGUCCAAGAGGAGCAGCGGCAGCACGAGUGCCGGAGAAUGAGUCCUUCAUGGCUAUUAGUGGCGAUGGUGGUGGGCGGAGCUACAGGAGCUGUCAGUCAAUGCUGGGACCAUCCGAGCUGCAGAGACCUCGAGCUCGACUCAGACCUGGAGGAAUGCCUCCAGUUGUGUCGCUCUGAUUUGUCGGCUGAAACGCCCGUCAUCCCAGGCCCGGCCCACUUGCAGACCCAGUCCAUCUCUCUCUCAGACCCCGCCCCCUUGCUGGAUGACUCCGCCCUCUUCCUGGAUGACUCCGCCUCUCAGGCCAAAAGAUCGUACUCCAUGGAACAUUUCCGCUGGGGAAAACCAGUGGGACGCAAGCGCAGACCGGUCAAAGUGUACACCAACGGUGUAGAGGAAGACUCGGCAGAGGUCUUCCCCGGUGAGAUCAGGCGCUCGGUGGCGGCGGAGGCGGGGCCAAAGGCAGAGGGGGCGGGCCUUAAUGCGGUGCUGCAGCAGAAGAAGAACAGUCCGUACAAAAUGAAGCACUUCCGCUGGAGUGGUCCUCCAGAGGCCAAACGCUACGGAGGCUUCAUGAAGAGCUGGGACGAGAGAGACCAGAAACCUCUGCUCACACUGUUCAAGAACGUCAUCAGCAAGAACACCCAGCUGGAGGGGUGA
Knipowitschia caucasica is the source of this 717-nucleotide messenger RNA. NCBI's taxonomy places the organism in Eukaryota, Metazoa, Chordata, Actinopteri, Gobiiformes, Gobiidae. The record is from the annotation of a GenBank genome assembly.